AUGGAAUUCCUCUCUGCCAUGAGUGUAGGAAGUGUGAAUUCUGGAAAGGAAAUUCUUCUAAGUGCUGUUCUACCAUUGUUGAAACUCCUCUCUCUCACUGUCAUUGGUCUGAUUCUUGCCCACCCCAAAACCCAAAUUGUCCCGAGAGCCACUUUUAAGCUUCUUAGCAAGCUUGUUUUUGCCCUCUUCUUGCCUUGUACGAUCUUCAUUCACCUCGGUGAAUCCAUUACUCUACAAAAUUUCAUCGAUUGGUGGUUCAUACCCGUAAAUGUGAUCCUCAGUACUGCUAUUGGUUGUGUGUUGGGGUUCUUGGUCGCAAUAAUAUGCCGACCACCUCCUGAAUUCAUCAGAUUCACUGUAAUUGUGACGGCCUUUAGUAACACUGGCAGUCUGCCCCUAGCUAUUGUUGGGUCCGUGUGCCAUAGCACAGAUAAUCCUUUUGGUCCAGAAUGCCAUAGGACUGGUAUUGCUUAUGUUUCUUUUGCCCAAUGGGUUGCUGUUCUUCUUGUUUAUACCCUUGUUUAUCACAUGAUGGAGCCCCCGUUAGAGUAUUACGAGGUGGUUGAGGAGGAAGGUUUUGAGAUUCAGGAACAAUUAUUGGUAGACAAUCUCAGUAGGCCACUUCUUGUGGAAGCUGAAUGGCCUGGAAUGGAAGAUAAAGAAACUGAGCAUUGCAAGACGCCAAUCAUUGCAAGGGUCUUUACUAGUGUCUCUAGCAUUUCACAAAGUUCUGUACCCGACCCUGAUUCACUGGAAGAGGGAGGUCCAAGGAGUCCCAAAUCUAUUAGGUGCUUGGCAGAGCCCAGGAUGGUUAGAAGGAUACGAAUUGUUGCUGAGAAAACGCCUAUCCUUCAUAUCCUUCAGCCUCCCACAUUUGCUACCCUGUUGGCCAUCAUUAUUGGAAUAGUCCCUUUCCUCAAAAGGGUUGUUUAUGGCGAUGAUGCACCACUUUCAUUUAUCACCGAUAGUUUAGACAUUGUGGCUGGAGCAAUGGUGCCUUCAGUAAUGCUAAUUCUUGGAGGAAUGCUUGCUGAGGGUCCCAAUGAAUCUAGACUAGGGCUUCGAACUACAAUUGGCAUCAUCAUUGCAAGACUUCUGAUACUUCCUUUGAUUGGAAUAGGGGUGGUUUGUUUGGCUGAUAGACUGAACUUUUUGAUCCAUGGGGAUCAAAUGUAUCGGUUCGUGCUUUUGUUGCAAUACACAACACCAAGCGCCAUAUUGUUGGGAGCAGUUGCUAGCUUGAGAGGUUAUGCAGUUAGCGAAGCAUCAGCACUCCUCUUCUGGCAGCAUGUGUUUGCUGUGUGCUCCCUUUCAGUGUAUAUCAUUAUCUACUUCAAACUGCUGCUUUCUUAUGUCUAA
Molecule: messenger RNA, 1359 nt
Organism: Ilex paraguariensis (yerba mate)
Lineage: Eukaryota; Viridiplantae; Streptophyta; Magnoliopsida; Aquifoliales; Aquifoliaceae
Source: the annotation of a GenBank genome assembly